Messenger RNA from Dracunculus medinensis (Guinea worm), 321 nucleotides. NCBI's taxonomy places the organism in Eukaryota, Metazoa, Nematoda, Chromadorea, Rhabditida, Dracunculidae. The record is from the annotation of a GenBank genome assembly.
AUGGAAUUAUAUCCAUUAGCAAUUCAAGCCAUUAUUUAUCUAGCGAUAACAUCUAAUUUUAUAAAUGCUUUAAAAAUUGCAAAAAAAAGUUUCGUUGAACCGGAAAAAAAUACAUUUGAAUGCACAUUAUCAGAUAUCCAAAAUCACUGUGCUCUUAAUGAAAAUAACGUAGAAUGCGUGCGUGAAGCGUGUAAUCGCUGUAUUCUUCUAACAGCUGCAUUGAAUCCUUUCGCGAAAUACUGCUAUUGGAUGACAUCUUGCGUUUGUGGAAUAAUUUCUGAUCCUACAUGCCUGGAUUUAAUUUCUUCUGAUUGUUACUGA